CUUCAUCCAUCUCAUUUUCCCUUAGUUCUCUCCUUCGGGGCCAAAGAACUCUCCUUUUAUCUCUCCCUCCCUUUCCCUUCUUCUUUCACUUAUAUAUCAUUCUCAAACAACAACAAAGACUUGAGCAAACUCAGAAUCAAAUGGCAGUCAAAGCCCCUAAUAUGAAUAUUUUUCCUCCUCAGUUCAUUCCCAAUGGCAGAGAUUUUAUGGAAGUUAACAAUUCCCAGAUGAAUACCUGUGUUCCUUUGGUUGAAACAAUGCAAGAAGCUGUUGUUUAUCAAUCUAUUUGCAAAAAUUCAAUCAACAAAGCUGAUAGUGUGGUUACGUAUAACAUGAAUAUCCCAGUUUCGGCUGAGAGUAAAAGGCCAAGAGAUGAAUUGUACACAGUUCCUCGACAGAACAAAUAUUCUGAUGUUUUCUCUCAGAUCCAGCAACAACAGAACCAAGAAAUCGACCGUUUGAUUGCUCAACACCUAGAAAAGGUGAGUGUGGAGCUUGAAGAAAGGAGGAAGAAGCAAUCCAGAAUGUUGUUGUCGGCGAUCCAAGAUGGUUUUAUGAAGAAACUGAAGGAGAAAGACGAUGAGAUUCAAAAACUGGGGAAACUGAACUGGGUUCUUCAAGAAAGGGUGAAAAGCCUCUGUUUGGAGAACCAACUAUGGCGGGACUUGGCUCAAACGAACGAAGCCACGGCCAAUUCUCUACGCACCAAUCUAGAACAGGUCCUGGCCCAUGUCGGCGAGGAACGCCACGCGAAGGGCGAAGGCUCUGUUGAUGAUGCGGAGUCUAGCUGCGGAAGCAGCGACGAAGGGUGGCGCAAGGUGGUGGUGGUGCCGCCGCAAGAGCAGGCGGCGAGGAAGUGCAGGAAGUGUGGGGAGAAGGAGUCGGGUGUUGUGUUGCUGCCAUGCAGGCAUCUUUGUCUGUGUGCAAUGUGCGGGUCCACUCGGGUAGGCACUUGCCCUGUUUGUCACUCUGUCACCAAUGCCAGUGUUCAUGUUAACAUGUCCUGAAACAAUUUUUUAUUUUAUUUUUUAUUUAGAGUUUUAGUGAAA
Messenger RNA from Hibiscus syriacus, 1049 nucleotides. RefSeq names its product E3 ubiquitin-protein ligase BOI-like. Gene Ontology annotation, molecular function: ubiquitin-protein transferase activity. Gene Ontology annotation, biological process: regulation of programmed cell death. The transcript is spliced from 3 exons. Bases 141 to 1007 code for a protein of 288 amino acids. NCBI's taxonomy places the organism in Eukaryota, Viridiplantae, Streptophyta, Magnoliopsida, Malvales, Malvaceae. The record is from RefSeq and is a predicted model, not a curated record.